AUGAGGCUUUUCUCUUUCGGAAGCAAAAUUUGUCUCGUGUUCCACUUCGUGGGAGUUGCUGUGCUCGGAGAUGUCGCGGAGAAUCCGGAAAAGCCGGUGGCAGGUGCUCAAGAGGAAUCUCACAGCCUGGGCACCAGCACUGAUGAGCUUCGGCUUCAGCUACUAGAAGCCUUGGUUAAGAAUCCCCUGAGGGAGCUGCCAGGAGCUGAAGAAGCACUCUUCCUUCAGCUCGAUGAACUUGCUAGGACCGGACAAGGGAGGGCAGUGCUGGCCAAUGAGAGUCUGGUGAGAGUAAUGGGCUCACGAGCGAUGGCGCUAGGCUUCCUGGAGACCAUUUCUGCAGGUUUUCGUGUAGAACUCCCAAAGCUUCCGCUCGUGUGUGCAGACAUCAUCACACGCAUCGAUGACAUUAUCUCUUAUCUUCGAUCUCGUGAACAUCACUUCCGAGUGAAGCGAUGGUCUGAAAAAGCGCUUCACGGCUUGAGGAUUUUCGGUAAGGCCGUUGGAAACAUAACUCCAGUUGCGGCUGCCGCGAAAGCGUUGGGGUUGAAGGCAGACAAGCUUCUUCCGCCUGUCGAUCGCCAAACACUUGAGCGCCUCUUUCACGUGCUAGAGCGAGAAAUCUCAGUGCCAUUGGCCCGGUUCGGCGCCAUUAUGGAGGUCGAGAUGCGAACUGCUAACCCCGAAACGGCAAAUCACUACGCUGAAGUCCUAGAGAAGCUGAAACGUGUCAGCAUGGCCGUGGAUGCCUGCAUGGCUUUCACCCUCCUUGGUAUCUACCGCAAUGACAAAAAUGCCUCGCCGACCCAACUGGUAUUCCCUGAAGUAGAAACCACAGUCAAUGAGAUAUUGCCACAUUCGGAAGCAGGGAAUACUGGGAAGGAAAAACGCGAAGCGGAGGGAGAUGGAGAAGCAGCAGAACGUAGCUAG
Molecule: messenger RNA, 930 nt
Organism: Neospora caninum
Lineage: Eukaryota; Apicomplexa; Conoidasida; Eucoccidiorida; Sarcocystidae
Exons: 1
Coding region: 1-930 (309 amino acids)
Source: RefSeq, a predicted model, not a curated record